Molecule: messenger RNA, 1075 nt
Organism: Gaeumannomyces tritici R3-111a-1
Lineage: Eukaryota; Fungi; Ascomycota; Sordariomycetes; Magnaporthales; Magnaporthaceae
Exons: 4
Coding region: 102-887 (261 amino acids)
Biological process (GO): nucleobase-containing compound metabolic process
Molecular function (GO): nucleic acid binding; 3'-5' exonuclease activity
Source: RefSeq, a predicted model, not a curated record
GCUGCGCAACGCGAACUUGACAGCCACAUCAAAAUUCACCAUGGACGUAGAGGGAAAGAUAGGUUCAAAUUUAAGCCAAGCCUUUCUUGCUAUCGACAAACAUGCCCGCUCCCACGACGACCGUCGAUCUCGAGGGGAGGAACCUUAGCCGCAACGGGACGCUCGAUAUUCUCACCGCCCUCGUCCGCCCCACGAAAAAGACAAGCCUUAUCGACGUCCACACCCUCGGCGACGCCGCCUUCACCACCGCAAACGGAGCCGGCAGGACGCUCAAGGGAAUCCUCGAGGAUCCGGACGUCCCAAAGUACUUCUGGGACGUGCGCAACGACGCCAACGCGCUCUGGUCGCACCACCGGGUUCGCCUCGCGGGCGUGACCGACGUGCAGCUGCUCGAGAAUGCCGCGCGGCGGGGCAACAAGACGCGCCUUUGGGGGCUCAGCGCGGCUGUCGAGCGCCACCUGAACCCGCCCCAAGAGCUGCUGAGUCCCUGGCUCCAGAACAAGAAGGAAAUUGCCGGCCUCAUGCGAGCGGGCGAGGACGUCUUCUCGUGCCGGCCCCUGACCGAUAGGAUUGUCUGGUACUGCGCUGGCGACGUCGCGCACCUGCCCGCGCUGCGGGGCCUGUACGCCGGUAGGCUCAACGCCCGGCGGCUGGAGCGGGUGCGCGUCGAGAGCGUCAGGCGCGUCGACGAGGCCUGCGGCCCGGACUACGAGCCGCAGUCCGAGGACAAGACGUUCGGCCCUUGGGGCUCGAGGAAGACUAGGCCGUCCGCCGCGAGACCGAUCGCAAGUAACUGCAUGACCUCAGGGAGAAGCUGCUGCCGUAAGACAGUUACCCUCGGCAUCACUGCCCUCACUUUGCUCGUGGGCGUCUGGAACGUUUGGUAGGGGGCCUGUUGUUAUCGAAAGAACCACAGAGAUACCCCUCGUAGAAUCACGCGUCUAUCACUUACAUCUCCAAAAGAAGAAGUGACCAGGAUACUCCGUUACGGCGCAUCAUGUCGUUCAGGACAGAGCAGAGGCGGCAGCACGACAUGUUUUCGUCCCACGAGAUGGCCUCACUGGGGAGGAGAAUC